Papilio polytes (common Mormon) is the source of this 1432-nucleotide messenger RNA. RefSeq lists its product as uncharacterized. The record is from RefSeq and is a predicted model, not a curated record. Bases 95 to 1432 code for a protein of 445 amino acids. Gene Ontology annotation, molecular function: protein binding. Lineage: Eukaryota; Metazoa; Arthropoda; Insecta; Lepidoptera; Papilionidae. The transcript has 5 exons.
CUGACGUUUCCAAAUCUAACUUUCAAAGUCUUACCGGCCGGUAUUUAAUUUACCUGCGAUUUAAUAGUUGUUCCUUUGGUAUUUUUACAUAAACAUGGAAGAAACCGUAUUAUUUCCAUCUCCCAACUGGUUUCAAAACACAGUGUUGACUUUAAGCAAAGACCGUUGGUUCGUUUAUGGUGGUCCGCAGAAGUCUUUGUGUGUAUUAGAACCGAUUCCAGAUUCAGUAAGCAUCGUUAAAGGAGAUGUUUAUAGGGCUCAUAUUUUACAUAAAGCCCACCUCGAAAAAGUCGUCAGUGUGGAUAUAUCUCCAGAAUGGCCCGAAAAAAGAGCAUUUAUAAGCGGUAGUGCUGAUGGCUGUGUGAAAUGUUGGGUUUUAGAACAAGCAGAUAACAAAUAUAAACUAAGAACUACCCACAGUCAUUCUGUGCACAGUAAUGAAAAAGAGGAAGUGGUAGGUGUGGGAUACAGUAAUGAAACAUAUGCAGUAACUGUCGGGUCAUUAGGACAUGUUGUCAAAUGGGAUCUUAACUCUAAUGUGAUUAAAACCUAUCGUAAUUUCCUGAAAAUCUUCCGACCAUCAAGUAUGUCUUGUUCUCCCCAUGUUCCUUUGAAUGUGGCCAUUGGCACAAAGCAAGGAGUUAUUUUUGUGGUGGAUUUAACUGGUCCAGGGAAGGUACUGUACAAAGUUCGAGGGCAAGAUGAUGAAAUUGUCAGUGUAAGUUGGUGUCCACAGUUUGAAGUUUGUGUAAAACAAACACUUGAUAUUGACAAGAAAGUAAGUGCUAAUGAAAGAAUGCAUAAAAUAAGACAAGAAGCUGAAACUUCUGAACGAAAUAUGAAUAAUUCUGGUGUAUCUAAGACAUUGCCCGAAGAUAGUUUUGAUGAAUCAAUUGUUCAGGAGGAUGACCUGUUUGAUAUGUACAAAGAUUAUGAGACAGAUGCUUUCGGACCUAAAAAAUAUGAACCAGAAGAUAUACUAGUCAAGAUAAAAGAAGAAGUAAAGACAGAAGUUAGUUAUUUAGAUGAAUGUAAGAAGUUAACUGAGGAAAUUUUAAAAAGAAAGAAUCAACCUGAAGCUAGUAUAGAAAGUCUGGUCGAUGCUUUAGAAAAUGUGGCCGUUGAUAAAGAAGCAGAUAGUUCUGGUGAUACUAACAGUGAUAAUGGAAAGGAAUUUGAGUCUACUGAAACAGUUCUUCAUCCACACAAACAUCUUGUUUCCAGCUUAGGAAAAAAUGGAUGUGUGAGAAUUUGGGCCAACAGUGGGAAGUUAAUAAGUAGUUGUAUUGCUCCUAUCUCUACUAAUAAGAACCAGAAGAAUAUAAAAAUACAUCAAUGCACUACAUUGUUGUGGUGCAAGCCUGACAUGUUGUUAAUUGCUGAUGGCAGGAGUCAAUUAUUACAGUGUAAUCCAUUGGAAAUGGAUGGGUAA